AUGGCUGCGCCCAGGAAAGUGAUUUUUUUCUUUAAAAAAAGUGUCAAAAUUCUGCCUGAAAUGCCAAGCUGCUAGGUUGAUGAACGGGCGGUUGCUUAUAUAUGUGUUAUGAAGAAUUACAAUCAGCGGUUCAAAGCGAAAUCGUGGCCUGCACUGACUAAGAAAAUCACCAAAGAUUUAUCAUAACAAAUCUAUGUUUACAUUUUGAUUUGAUUUCCUUCCCCAAUGGCAUGCCAUGAUGGACACUGAUGCUGCAUGCACUGGCUUCAGUUCACUCCUACAUUGCUGUCACCAUUCAUGUUUGCCAGCGCAACCAAUGUUGGCAUUGAUUUGCAUCACUCUGACAUUCUCCUGAUGGCUAUCUUCAUAACUAUUUGAUUCGUCGACCGCCAAGGAUCAGUGAAAAUGUUGUUCAUGUUAGUUGUGAUAUUAGCCUCUGUGCUAUUCGGGAUUGUAUUGACCCUAGUUGUUCAGGCUUUUUUCAUUCGAAAGUAUGUUGGAGGCCUUCCAAAGUUGGAAACACCAGUCAAGGAGCAGUUUGAUAAAUUCACACUUCCAAAGUCCAUCAAGGAUCUUCUGGAUGAUGUUGACUUGAAGAAUAAAAAGGAAACAUGCAACUCUUUAAACCUGUUGUUCCAAUUCAUAUUCAGAGAGUUGAAGGAUUUACCGCCAGUCAGAGGGUGGUUGAUCAACAAAAUGAAUGCAGAAUUUGACGAGAUGCUCCAGACAACAACAGGCAAACUCAUGGACCAAAUCACUGUACGUGAUUUCAACAUUGGAGGACACUUCCCAAUCGCCAAAUGGUUCUCAGUAAAGAGUGCCACACCUCAUGCAGAUAAUCUAAGUCUAGACGAGUUGGAAAUACUAGUUGAUCUAGAGUACCAUGGUGGCUUCCAAAUCUCUGUGGAUGUGGAUCUGGUGUUUGGCAAAUCUGCAUACCUCUCUAUCAAACUGUCACAUCUCAGGGGAACUGGGCGUUUACAGUUGUCAAGACAACCAUUCACGCACUGGUCAUUUGCAUUUAUUGAUGAUCCAACUAUAGAUUUUGAAGUUGAAUCUCAAUUCGAGGGACGUCCCAUGCCACAAAUUACAUCACUCAUCGUAAAUCAAAUACGACGCAACAUCAGAAAGAAGCACACGUUGCCAAACUACAAGAUCAGGUUCAAGCCGUUCUUUAUCAAAGCACAACCUCCAGACAAAGUGGAGGAUUACUUUCUGUACGGCCGUAAGCUGACCAUUGGCCAUCUGGACGUGACUGUCACGGAAUGUACUCGUCUACAGAAAGUGUCUGCUGAUAGUCUAGUAUUCUGUACAUUAGCCUUAGAUAAACUGCCAUGGCAUGAAUUAAUGACGAGCCGUCGGAAACUCUGGAUGACCCAUGACAUUGAGAUACUCAAGGGCACUACUCCAUCUCUUGGUUUACUCUUCAAGGAGGAAUUCCUCCUGGACAAAUAUGAGGAAGUUGUGAUAGUUGAGAUGGUGACGCCAAACUCUCCAGCCAGUGAUGCUGACAUCCGUAAAAAUGAUGUUAUCGUUGCUGUGAAUGGGAUAAGAGUGACCUCUAUACGACAGGUUGUGAAACUCAUGAAGCAAGGUGGUGAUAGAUUUUCAGUACGAGUAGAGAGGGCCUCUGUCAAUAAGAACUUUGGGCAGGAUAUCAUGUUUGAGGAGGAUCGUGUCCUAUUGAAGACAGAUUCAUAUACUGGUGAUGGUGAUUAUGACAAAGCUCUGACAGACGAUGAUGAAUUCAUCAAUAUCAACAUCCGACCGGUUGAUCCGGAAAGAUCACCACUCCCGAAUCGCCGGGAAUUUAGCCCACCUAAAGAUGAAAAGUCUCCAAAACGAUUCCCAUUCCUCAGUGCUGCGCCCGCAUUAUUCCAAAGACGGAAAUCCAAGGAUAAUUCUGGGGCUACAGAUGGUAGCCCUGUGCCUUCACCUAAAACAAGUCCAGAACCUGUACGAAGGGCUGUGCCUCCUUCAGUUGACUCUUUACAUCGUGAUGAGUUGGGCCAGGGUAGUGGACGGCGGACACACAGUGAAGGAUCUAUUCAAGUGCCAACAAUUAAACAGGAGACCUGCAAGCUAGGGACAGAAAGAAAUAACAGUUUCUGCUCACAGCCUGGUGAGCUUCCAAAUCGCCUCCAGGGUGUAGACAGCACCAGCUCUUACAUGGAUGAGAUGGCUGCUGUUGAUCUCCGUCGAACGACCCUUGUGCCAUCGUCCCUGGAGCCAUAUUGGGACGAGAAGUUUGAGUUUGAUGUGGAGGAGGUGCAUCGGUAUCUAAACGUUUGUGUUUGGUAUCGCACACCCGAGAAACUGGACAAACAUGACCGUGUGAUUAAGCCUGAGAAAGAUCUCCUCUUAGGACAUUUAAGCGUGCCCCUGAUGGAUAUUGCCUCUCAAUGUGCUGGAACCCUUCAGGGAGAUGAUCAGCAGGUCUACUGUCUCUCACCCCCUGAACACAAAGGUGGUGCCAGUCGUUCUAAGACGGCUAUAGCAGCUCAUCCUGGAUAUGAAGAUAAGUUGGCUCACGGAGACAUCACGCUGGCUUACCACUUCUGUCCAAAGCCACUUUCAGCUGUGAAGGAACACCCAAGUACUCCAGAGAAACGACUGGAGAAGUUGGAGCCAUUGCAUAACUUCAGUGCCACCAGGGAGGAGUUGCUGACUGGUUAUGAAACUCAUGGGAAAAGGUCAUUCGGUAAGCAACCUGAAGGCCGCCAUGAUUUCCUUGGGACGCAGUUCCAUUCUGCCACCUACUGCCAUUUCUGUGCAAAGAAGAUCUGGUUGAAAGUGGCCUUCCAGUGUCGGAUAUGUGCCAUGAUAUGCCAUAAGAAGUGUACAGAGAAAUGUCAAGCUCAGACCAUAUGCACAAAGGAGGGGCCUAUACCCAAGUUCCCACUUCCCCCUGAAAUGGGGGGUAAAACUGAUAUUAAAGACAUUCCUGUGGAGAAAACAUCCUCGGGACCACUUCAGAAAUCAGCUGCGCUGUUAUCGAGAUUCACAAAAAGGGAUUCGCCGAAGUCGGGUCGAAAAUCAUCAGGCAAAACUUUGGUGAGCUCUGCCAAAUCUAGCCCGCAUCGCACAAGCCUGGCAGAAGAAGAGGCUUCUUCAACAGAAAGACGACGCCACAACUCGGCUCCUGAUGAAAAUAAACUUGAGACGAAAGAUGACCAAGCUAUACCCACCCAUGCCACACUGGACCUCCCCAUGGCUCUGCCACGGACGCGAUCGUCAACGUCUUUUGAAGGUUUAUUGAAGGACAAUGCAACACCGAGUGUUGGUGAAAACUUUCGUAAGUCUGAUGAUGAAUCCUCCAGUAACAGUUCGGAAGAUGAAGAAGAACUGAUGAUGUUGCAGAAACUCAAGGAGUACCAAAAGGGAUCGCAUGAUAAGGACGAACUUGUUGUGACAGCGGCAAAACAAAUGGGCAAGGAGCUCUAUUCACAUCUGUCACUGGAAGAACGCCGGGAAAAAUUGGAUGCAAUGAUGUCAUUGUUGGGAGAGAACCCAGAGGUCACAAAAUUUCAGAAUGAGAUUGACACCGAAUCUGAGAACCGAGCCGAGUUAGCACGAAUGGAACGGGAGGCAACUGACUCGGCACAAAAAUCAUCAAUUCGGUCAAAGAUCAAAAAGUCUGAUGAAAAGAUUCAAGCACUCGCUGUCCUGAUGUUGCAUUACUGUGCUGGGCUGCAGCAUUGCCUUGACAACAUGGAGGAGGAACGGCUCAAGAUGGACGAUACGGGUUGUGUGGGAGGGGCAACUGCGGCAAUGUGAUUGAUCUCUGAUAAUGAGGGGAAGGGAUGAUAUGACAUUGGGGAGAUGCAACUGAGAGCUGUGAUGUUCGAGUUUCAGAAUUGUGAUUUAUGAUGUAUCUUGAGGGGGGUGGGCUUGAGGCACUUGAAGCUGUGAUGUGCAUGCUGGAUAAUGGACUAUGUAAACAAUGUCUUAAUGGACGUGUAAUACUCAGUAAGGUUACUUUGUAGUGUAUUAUUACUGAGGGACCGGUUGGGGUUUGUAAAUGCCCCACUCGGAUGAGAAAUCGGGAAGAAAAUUUAUCGGGUGCAAAAGUGAGCGCUCUGUAGGAUUUGGGAAGGAAGGUGGUCAAAGACCAUCCUCCCAUAACUGCCUGACGGCCUUUGGACCAGGCUCCCAAAUUACACUCACAGGCGAAAUUGGAGUCCUCCUAUAACAUCACCGUGAUGCAAUAAUCAUGAUAGUAUGCAUACACUGCCAACAAAAUCAGCAUUAGGUCACAAAGUUUGUAUAUAAUAGGAUGAUUCACAAUCCACUUAUAUUGUAAGAAAACGUGACUUUAUACAAUUCUUUAAUCGAGAAAUAUGAGAAAAUAGAUUUUCAUGAAACGAUACACUUUAUUGGUAGCUAUUUGAUCUCGCUGACAGCUAGUCUAUUCGACUUCAAACUAACUCUUAGAUUUUCAAUGGAAAUAUUGGCAAUUCAGACAGUUUUAGGAUAUCAAUCUGUCCACUUUGACAGCUGUAGUUCUGUGUCAUUUUGCAUGCACUUCUUACCUUAUAGUUUAUAUUUCAACAUACGGCCCAAAUUCAUAAAGGGCGUUUAAGGGUUAGACAUGUACAACUUCUCUCUAAUCAGUUUCAGGGCCUAUUCAUAUUCUGUGAAGAUUUGCAUGAAGGGCCAGAAUCUGUCUAUUCAGUAGUUAAACGCUGUUUUAAGCUAAACGCCCUUUAUGAAUUUGGCCCAAGGUCUUUGAGGCAAUAUGUUAGCACGAUUCGUGAACUAGAUGAAUUAGAUGAAUAACCCAGUUUUGAGGAAUUGUAGUCAAAUAUGGCUGUUUCUUCUUUUUGCCCACUCUUUUCACAAAUUAUAUCAUUGAAUUCUGGUUUAUCACUUUACAUGUAUCAACUUCAAAUUUGAAAGGAAGUGAAUUACUUCUUACAAAAGUGUGUAACGAAAUAAAUAUGCGAUGCAAUGUGAUGUGAUGUAAGUUGCAAAUUUAUAUGUAUUGGAAACUCUAUUCGUAGAUGAUUUUCACUUUGUAUUUUCAUCAGAUUUUGACUUUAAGUCCAUGACAGGAUCACGUUUUCUUCAAGCAGUUUGAAAUGAUUUCUACUGUUUAGAAUGUUUAAUUCAAGUAUCAGAGCCCAAAAGAUAAUGAUGCAGACAUAACGUUAACGAUUGAACUAUAGUUUUAUUUAAAGAAAAUUGAACCUCCACAGGAUAUGAAGUGAUACGGGAUGUGUCCUCAGGCCUAUGAUUUUUGUCACUACAAAUAUUUCUCGCCAUGUUAUAUUCUGUUUCUGUUUGCUGACUGUGAGAUACUGUGCAAAGCAUUCCAGCCAUUACUUGCCCUCUCUGUUUAUCUUUGCUUAUUUGCCUUGCAAUUAUGUUGGACGAACGUGUACAAUGCAUCCCUCAAUUAUUUAGUAAGUUUCAGUUCUAAUCUACAUUUGCUUGAAACACAACAUGCAUAUAUUUGUAAAUAGAACUGUAUAAAAGUCACUGUCUUGCACACAUGAAGAGACAAACACUUUAGAAAGUAUUGAAAACUAUAUAGAUGUGAGGAAGAUUAUGGCAUAGAGUUUAUAAAUGUAUAUGUACAUUAUGAGAAGCUUUGUACAUAUGAAAAUGUUUUAUACUGGGUGUUGUACAAAAAGUUUUUCCUUUUCAUCUGAUUGAUAGUUAAUUAAUGAACUACUACAUCGAAGUUUCAAAAUAUUGGCGUGCCAAUUCAGAUUAAGAAAACUUGGUGUAUCAUUUGAAUAUUGAACAUCUUUUCAAUCCAAAAACUCAAGUCUGCAAAAAAAUUCCACACAAAAAUUUUCUAACAUGGCAGAGAGUUCAUUUUGUGAACCUGUUUCUGCGGCACCUAUCAAGUGAUCAAGCUUCCAAAUGGUGAGACAGUGACUGUUGUUGGCAAUUCACUUGGUCCACACAAAGGAGGUUAUGAGAUGAGUUUGCUGUAUAUGUAUAUUGAAAUAAGAUCUAUCAUGUUAAGUUGAGGGAAUUGUAUUCCACACUUGUGCUAUAAAUAGUCAACCACACUGUAUAAUACUGAUUGACAUGUAUGUAUAUUUGUUUUUAGAAGAUAUAUUUUUACACGCACAAUCUUUCUGUUUGUAAAACAAUAUUGGCGUUGUGACACUGUGUCUGGUUUUAUUAUUCUUGACCUUUUUGUUAUGUCUUAGUAUCGCUAUGCUGCUAGAGAUUUUGAUGUUAAAGGGACAGGAAUAUAAAACUUCUGUACGGCUUCUGUCCCUUCGAAUAUUUCAGUGAAUACGAUGAUCACCUCCCAAUGAACUAAAAGUAACCCCUACAUGUGUACAAAGAUCUCAACACUUGGAAGUGAUGAGCUAUUAAAAAUCUGAAUCAUAUUGUUGAAA
Lineus longissimus is the source of this 6362-nucleotide messenger RNA. RefSeq names its product PDZ domain-containing protein 8-like. The transcript is spliced from 18 exons. Gene Ontology annotation, cellular component: mitochondria-associated endoplasmic reticulum membrane contact site. Bases 406 to 3777 code for a protein of 1123 amino acids. Gene Ontology annotation, biological process: mitochondrial calcium ion homeostasis. The record is from RefSeq and is a predicted model, not a curated record. Gene Ontology annotation, molecular function: protein binding; lipid binding. Lineage: Eukaryota; Metazoa; Nemertea; Pilidiophora; Heteronemertea; Lineidae.